This is a messenger RNA of Sciurus carolinensis (gray squirrel), 11268 nucleotides long. It is a transcript of the gene Plxna2, whose product is annotated as plexin A2. Lineage: Eukaryota; Metazoa; Chordata; Mammalia; Rodentia; Sciuridae. Gene Ontology annotation, cellular component: semaphorin receptor complex. The record is from RefSeq and is a predicted model, not a curated record. Gene Ontology annotation, biological process: regulation of cell shape; semaphorin-plexin signaling pathway involved in axon guidance; negative regulation of cell adhesion. Gene Ontology annotation, molecular function: protein binding; semaphorin receptor activity.
CCGCCGCCGCCGCGGGAGCCAGAGCUGCCGGGCGGAGCAGCAUCCGCGCCAGACUGGAGCGGGAGGGCGGCGGAGCGCAGUUGCUGGGAAUUUUUCAGCCGAGAGGGCGAGCGAUCCAGCGCGAGACCCCGCGAGCUCAGGAGCGGCAGGGAGCGCGGGCGCCCCAGCGAGCGGAGCAAACCUCGAGAUAAUCUAGAAAGCCAGGUUCCCGGAGGAAAUGGGACUGUGAACGAACCGGGGAGCAAGAAGGGAAGGAAGCGCCAGGAUUGCUGAUGUCAGAGGAGCCCGGAAAGUCGCGCUGGAAAAAUCUGAAGACAGCCGGGGAUCUGCUUCUUCCCCAGGAGAGACACCGCCAGCCACCCCCACACGCCCCCUCGGCGCCUCGGGGUGCCUCACGCGAACCGGCUACAGCUCCCGGCGGGGCUGCUGCGGGGCGACGGAGGACAGAGGGGCGCGCGGACCGGAGACCGAGGGGCCACUUCAGGAAUACAGAUAAGUGGCUGGUGGCUUGACGUGGAUUUUAAUGAAUCUGGACUCCAUGUGGAUUUGGCCGUCCCUGUGAUUCCGAACUGCGGGCAGGGAGAGGGACACCCGCCGCCCUCGGCAGCCGGCGGCCCAGGCGGACCGAGCAGGGACGGAAGGACAGACCGACGUCGCUGAGCUGGAACCAUGUGAGGGCCAAGCUAGGAAGGUGAAGUAGAAGAACACAAAGGAGUGGUCUCCUCCACCUGGCCCCUCUCAGGAUGGAACAGAGGCGGCCCUGGCCAUGGGCCCCACAGAUUGACAGCCGGUCUGUGGUCCUACUCUCCGCCUUCUGGGUGCUGCUGGCCCCACCAGCGGCCAGCAUGCCUCAGUUCAGCACCUUCCACUCAGAGAACCGCGACUGGACCUUCAACCACUUGACUGUGCACCACGGGACAGGGGCCGUGUAUGUGGGGGCCAUCAACCGGGUCUACAAGCUGACAGGCAACCUGACCAUCCAGGUAGCUCACAAGACAGGGCCCGAGGAGGACAACAAGUCUUGCUACCCACCCCUGAUCGUGCAGCCCUGCAGCGAGGUGCUCACCCUCACCAACAACGUCAACAAGCUGCUCAUCAUCGACUACUCUGAGAACCGCCUGCUGGCCUGUGGCAGCCUCUACCAGGGCGUCUGCAAGCUGCUGCGGCUCGACGACCUCUUCAUCUUGGUGGAGCCGUCCCACAAGAAGGAGCACUACCUGUCCAGUGUCAACAAGACCGGCACCAUGUACGGCGUGAUCGUGCGCUCCGAGGGGGAGGACGGCAAGCUCUUCAUCGGCACGGCGGUGGACGGCAAGCAGGAUUAUUUCCCCACGCUGUCCAGCCGGAAGCUGCCCCGCGACCCGGAGUCCUCGGCCAUGCUGGACUAUGAGCUCCACAGCGAUUUCGUCUCCUCCCUCAUCAAGAUCCCCUCUGACACCUUGGCCCUGGUCUCACACUUUGACAUCUUCUACAUCUAUGGCUUCGCCAGCGGGGGCUUCGUGUACUUUCUCACUGUCCAGCCUGAGACCCCCGAGGGUGUGGCCAUCAACUCUGCUGGGGACCUCUUCUACACCUCCCGCAUCGUGCGUCUCUGCAAGGAUGACCCCAAGUUCCACUCCUACGUGUCCCUGCCCUUUGGCUGCACACGCGCCGGGGUGGAAUACCGCCUCCUGCAGGCUGCUUACCUUGCCAAACCCGGGGACGCGCUGGCCCAGGCCUUCAAUAUCAGCAGCCAGGAUGAUGUGCUCUUCGCCAUCUUCUCCAAAGGGCAGAAGCAGUACCACCACCCACCCGACGACUCCGCCCUCUGUGCCUUCCCCAUCCGGGCCAUCAAUUUGCAGAUCAAGGAGCGCCUGCAGUCUUGCUACCAGGGCGAGGGCAACCUGGAACUCAACUGGCUGCUGGGGAAAGAUGUGCAGUGCACCAAAGCGCCGGUCCCCAUCGAUGACAACUUCUGUGGACUGGACAUCAAUCAGCCCCUUGGAGGCUCCACUCCAGUGGAGGGCCUGACCCUCUAUACCACCAGUCGGGACCGUAUGACCUCCGUGGCCUCCUACGUUUACAACGGCUACAGUGUGGUUUUUGUGGGGACCAAGAGUGGCAAGCUGAAGAAGAUUCGAGCUGAUGGUCCCCCCCAUGGUGGGGUCCAGUAUGAGAUGGUCUCUGUGCUCAAAGAUGGGAGUCCCAUCCUCCGUGACAUGGCUUUCUCCAUUGAUCAGCGCUACCUAUACGUCAUGUCUGAGAGACAGGUCACCAGGGUCCCUGUGGAGUCAUGCGAACAGUACACGACCUGUGGGGAGUGCCUGAGCUCGGGGGACCCUCACUGUGGCUGGUGCACCCUGCACAACAUGUGUUCCCGCAGGGACAAGUGCCAGCGGGCCUGGGAACCAAAUCGAUUUGCUGCCAGCAUCAGCCAGUGCAUGAGCCUCGCAGUGCAUCCCAGCAGCAUCUCCGUGUCUGAGCACAGCCGGUUGCUCAGCCUGAUUGUGAGUGAUGCUCCUGAUCUCUCCACCGGCAUCGCCUGUGCCUUUGGGAACCUGACAGAGGUAGAGGGGCAGGUGUCCGGGAGCCAGGUCAUCUGUGUCUCACCUGGGCCCAAGGAUGUCCCUGUCAUCCCUCUGGAUCAGGACUGGUUUGGGCUAGAGCUUCAGCUGAGAUCCAAGGAGACAGGAAAGAUAUUUGUCAGCACCGAGUUCAAAUUUUACAACUGCAGCGCCCACCAACUGUGCCUGUCCUGUGUCAACAGCGCCUUCCGCUGCCAUUGGUGCAAAUACCGCAACCUCUGCACUCAUGACCCCACCACCUGCUCCUUCCAAGAGGGCCGGAUCAAUAUUUCAGAGGACUGUCCCCAGCUGGUGCCCACAGAGGAAAUCCUGAUUCCAGUCGGGGAGGUGAAACCAAUCACCCUUAAGGCUCGAAACUUGCCCCAGCCUCAGUCCGGCCAGCGAGGCUACGAGUGUGUUCUCAACAUCCAGGGGGCCAUUCACCGCGUCCCUGCCCUGCGCUUCAACAGCUCCAGUGUCCAGUGUCAGAACAGUUCGUACCAGUAUGAUGGGAUGGACAUCAGCAACCUGGCCGUGGACUUCGCCGUGGUGUGGAAUGGCAAUUUCAUCAUUGACAACCCUCAGGACUUGAAAGUGCACCUCUAUAAAUGUGCAGCCCAGCGGGAGAGCUGUGGGCUCUGCCUCAAGGCCGACCGCAAGUUCGAGUGUGGCUGGUGCAGCGGUGAGCGCAGAUGCACCCUCCACCAGCACUGUACCAGCCCCGCCAGUCCCUGGCUCGACUGGUCCAGCCACAAUGUCAAGUGCUCCAACCCCCAAAUCACUGAGAUCUUGACAGUAUCAGGACCACCCGAAGGAGGAACUCGAGUGACCAUCCAUGGCGUGAACUUGGGCCUGGACUUCUCUGAGAUCGCUCACCACGUGCAGGUGGCUGGGGUGCCCUGCACACCCCUCCCAGGGGAAUACAUCAUCGCUGAGCAGAUCGUCUGUGAGAUGGGCCAUGCCCUCGUGGGAACAGCCUCUGGGCCAGUGCGCCUGUGCAUUGGCGAGUGCAAGCCGGAGUUCAUGACCAAGUCUCAUCAACAGUACACCUUCGUGAACCCUUCCGUGCUGUCACUCAACCCCAUCCGAGGGCCAGAGUCUGGAGGCACCAUGGUGACCAUCACAGGCCAUUACCUUGGUGCUGGGAGCCGCGUGGCAGUAUACCUGGGCAACCAGACCUGCGAGUUCUACGGGAGGUCAAUGAACGAGAUCGUGUGUGUCUCACCCCCAUCAGCCAACGGACUGGGCCCAGUCCCUGUUUCCGUGAGCGUGGACAGGGCCCGUGUGGAUAACAGCCUGCAGUUUGAGUACAUAGAUGACCCUCGGGUCCAGCGCAUUGAGCCAGAGUGGAGCAUCGCCAGCGGCCACACACCCCUGACCAUCACAGGCUUCAACCUGGAUGUCAUUCAGGAGCCAAGGAUCCGGGUCAAGUUUAAUGGCAAAGAAUCUGUCAAUGUGUGUAAAGUUGUGAACACAACCACCCUGACCUGCCUGGCACCCUCCCUGACCACCGACUACCGGCCAGGCUUGGACACUGUGGAGCGGCCAGAUGAGUUCGGAUUCGUCUUUAACAACGUCCAGUCCUUGCUGAUUUACAACGACACCAAGUUCAUCUACUACCCCAACCCCACCUUUGAACUGCUCAGCCCUACAGGAGUCUUGGAUCAAAAGCCAGGAUCGCCCAUCAUCCUGAAGGGCAAAAACCUCUGUCCACCUGCCUCUGGAGGGGCAAAGCUUAACUACACCGUGCUGAUUGGAGAGACCCCUUGCGCUGUCACAGUGUCUGAAACGCAGCUCCUCUGUGAACCCCCCAACCUCACGGGGCAACACAAGGUCAUGGUUCACGUGGGCGGGAUGGUGUUCUCGCCUGGCUCGGUGAGUGUCAUCUCAGACAGCUUGCUGACCCUGCCAGCCAUCGUCAGCAUCGCGGCCGGUGGCAGCCUCCUGCUUAUCAUCGUCAUCAUCGUCCUCAUCGCCUACAAACGCAAGUCUCGCGACGACCUCACGCUCAAGCGGCUCCAAAUGCAGAUGGACAACCUGGAGUCCCGCGUGGCCCUGGAGUGUAAGGAAGCUUUUGCUGAGCUCCAGACAGACAUCAAUGAGCUAACCAGCGACCUGGACCGCUCAGGAAUCCCCUACCUGGACUAUCGUACCUAUGCCAUGAGGGUCCUGUUCCCAGGCAUUGAGGACCACCCCGUCCUGCGGGAGCUGGAGGUGCAGGGGAACGGGCAGCAGCACGUGGAGAAAGCCCUGAAGCUCUUCGCCCAGCUCAUCAACAACAAGGUGUUCCUGUUGACCUUCAUCCGCACCCUGGAACUGCAGCGCAGCUUCUCCAUGCGCGACCGAGGCAACGUGGCUUCGCUCAUCAUGACCGGUCUGCAGGGCCGCCUGGAGUACGCCACUGAUGUCCUCAAGCAGCUGCUGUCUGACCUCAUUGACAAGAACCUGGAGAACAAGAACCACCCCAAGCUGCUUCUCCGGAGGACCGAGUCUGUGGCCGAGAAGAUGCUGACCAAUUGGUUUGCCUUCCUCCUGCAUAAGUUCCUGAAGGAGUGCGCUGGGGAACCGCUCUUCAUGCUGUACUGCGCCAUCAAGCAGCAGAUGGAGAAGGGCCCCAUUGAUGCCAUCACGGGCGAGGCCCGCUACUCCCUGAGCGAGGACAAGCUCAUUCGGCAGCAGAUCGAGUACAAGACCCUGAUCCUGAACUGUGUCAACCCAGACAAUGAGAACAGUCCUGAGAUCCCAGUGAAGGUGCUGAACUGUGACACCAUCACGCAGGUCAAGGAGAAGAUCCUGGACGCCGUGUAUAAGAAUGUGCCCUACUCCCAGCGGCCCAGGGCCGUGGACAUGGACUUGGAGUGGCGCCAAGGCCGGAUCGCCCGGGUUGUGCUGCAGGAUGAGGACAUCACCACCAAAAUUGAGGGCGACUGGAAGCGGCUCAACACCCUGAUGCAUUAUCAGGUAUCAGACCGGUCGGUGGUAGCUCUGGUUCCCAAACAGACCUCCUCCUACAACAUCCCUGCCUCUGCCAGCAUCUCCCGGACGUCCAUCAGCAGAUACGACUCCUCCUUCAGGUACACGGGCAGUCCCGACAGCCUGCGGUCCAGAGCCCCAAUGAUCACUCCAGACCUGGAGAGUGGGGUCAAGGUGUGGCAUCUGGUGAAGAACCAUGACCAUGGUGACCAGAAGGAGGGUGACCGGGGCAGCAAGAUGGUGUCUGAGAUCUACCUGACUCGGCUACUGGCCACCAAGGGCACCCUCCAGAAGUUCGUGGACGACUUGUUUGAGACCUUGUUCAGCACUGUGCACCGGGGCAGCGCUCUCCCCCUGGCUAUCAAAUACAUGUUUGAUUUCCUGGAUGAGCAGGCAGACAGACACAGCAUCCACGACACAGAUGUGCGGCACACCUGGAAAAGCAACUGCCUCCCUCUGCGCUUCUGGGUGAACGUCAUCAAGAACCCCCAGUUUGUGUUUGACAUCCACAAGGGCAGCAUCACGGACGCCUGCCUGUCUGUGGUGGCCCAGACCUUCAUGGACUCCUGCUCCACGUCGGAGCACCGGCUGGGCAAGGACUCCCCCUCCAACAAGCUGCUCUAUGCCAAGGACAUCCCCAGCUACAAGAGCUGGGUAGAGAGAUACUAUGCAGACAUUGCCAAGCUCCCCGCCAUCAGCGACCAGGACAUGAACGCCUACCUCGCAGAGCAGUCACGCCUGCACGCCGUGGAGUUCAACAUGCUGAGUGCCCUCAACGAGAUCUACUCCUACGUCAGCAAGUACAGUGAGGAGCUCAUUGGGGCACUAGAGCAAGAUGAGCAGGCCCGGCGGCAGCGGCUGGCAUACAAGGUGGAGCAGCUCAUUAGUGCCAUGUCCAUUGAGAGCUGAGAGGAGGGGACCAAAUUCCUGGGAAGAUGGACCCACACGAGCUGUCACACUGGAGUCUCUCGGAAGGAAGGACAGUAAAGGGGAUCAGGCCCCAGAGCUUGCGGCCCCUGAGACCCCACCCCGGAAAGAGGGGAGGGCCCCUCUCCGGACGCCAGCAGGUUUCCUCACAGCCAGUUCCUGCCAGAAAAGGCCGCGGCCACCAUUCAUCCACAGCCAGAACAAGAGACGAGGGCCGGCGAGGAGAAGGUGGCUCUUCCAGCGAGAGGCUAGAGCCGGGAUGGCCCUGCCUCCGUGACUGCUGCUUUGCAUGAAAACUCCUUUGAUGUAUAUUGGGGAAAUAAUGAGAACUUUAUUUAAUUUUUUUUAAGAAAAAGGAAAAAAAAAUACAGAAAUAAAACAAAACAAAAAGCUGCCCUGUUCAUCCCGUCCAACUUUUGUUUAAUUCUGAUUUCUGCCCCCGUCUGUCCCCUCAUCUCUCCUCCUUCAUGUAACUCCUCUUUCUGAAUGUCAGGAAAAUCUACAAAGAGAGGCUGAGAGAAACGGAGGGGGGAAACGGUCUCCUUUCCUGUGACAAAAAAACAAAACAAGGAGGAGGAGGAGAACAAAUGAGCACAAGUUCCAACCAAACUCUUCGCAGAGAGGCCAGUAGAACCUGGAGCCCUCCCAACGUCCAGGAGAGCGUGGGGACCGCAGAACUUUGCACAGAACUGCAAAGCCAUCCAGUGGCUCGGCCUGGCUGGCAGGAAGCUGAGCUUUACCUACCACACACCUGUGUGUUCUCAUCUCUUGAGAGGAGGGCUGUAUCUGUGUCAUACCAAUGCUUUUUGCUACUGUUUUUGGUUUAUUGAAUCCUGAUCCUCAACAACUGAGGAUCUGGUCUUUGGUUCUUUUCCUUUUGCUUUUCCUAAAAUUAACAUGGGAAGUGGGGAAAGGUCAGCUUCUCCCAGACCAGACACCUGGCCUCCCUGAGGAUGCUGAGCAGCUCUGCCCCACAUCAGUCCCUGUCACAACCCAGGCACCUUGGGGAACCGCUUGGAGGGUGUGCAGCCCGGGCCUCAAGGAGGUGUCCUGUGGGAGUUGAAUCCAGGACACAGAUGCAUGGCACUGGAUUCCAUGCUAAUCAUCUGGUGGUUUCUGGCAAUUAAACAGAAAGCAAAAAUCAAACACUGUUUACAGCAAGCAAUACUUGAAGAGCAUAGGUUUAAGAAGCUUCGGUAUUUAUUGUUACACUUUCUUUCUUUCAUUCUCUCGUGCCUGGAGAGGGGAGACAACCCUUCGAUUGUAUGAGGACACAUUUGGAAGCUCCUGGCCACCUGGGCUUACGACACCUGCUUCAACAGGAAUGACUGCAGCAUCCCCACAUUGCUGUCUUCUGCCUCUCAUGGACAUGUGGGUUGGAAGGACAAGCGGAUGGUUUCUCCAUGGGCUCCUUUCCUGUUCUCUCUCCUGUGGACACCUAAAACCAGCCACAGCCAGAUCUCCUGAGUACAGUUUUCAAACGGAGACCGAAGCUUCAUGCUUGGGUCCAGAGUCCCCCAAAGAAGCCAGUGGGAGUCACCCAGAGGAAGAUAGCUCUGUGGCAACAGGACAUUGGUGACUAGGGUAUCCACCAGGAAGCCCAGGCCUCCCACCUUGGCAUGGAUCCUCUGCAGGCCACAUUGCACGAGAAAGACCAAGGGUGGAAAGGAAGAGGCAGGAGACAACGCUCUCCCCUUCCCAUCUUUGCUCUUCAAGGGGUCAGGAAUCCCAGACUGCAAUGUUGGGAGACUGGAUCAGCUGCCCUGAGAGAGAGAGAGAGAGAGAGAGAGAGAGAGAGAGAGAGAGAGAGAUUGGACUGGCAUGAUUUCCUCUGUCAUGAACUCUGGGCCCCAGCCUUUCUCUGCCCUGCUAUACCUCCAGGCAAUACUGGUUUCCAAAGGCUCUGCUGACCACAUGUGAUUCCCAGGAAAGGGCUGGGGGGAGAGAGCUCAGAGAGCUGGCUUCCAUCCUUGGCGUGUGGCUUUGGAUCACUGUCUAACCACACAGCGGACGUCGCCUGGUCUCUUCAGCUCCAGUUUCUUGCCUGAAUGCAGCUGACAAAUGGGAAGAGAAAAGCAUUCAGCAAAACACUCAGGAAACUUGCUGUUUUCAUUAUAAUUCACAACCAGCCAUGCCAAGGCCACUUUCUUCUGAUAAUCUACUUCUGUUAAAGUUUCUUGGGGCCCUAUUAAUAGCCUGAAAGAAAUACUAAUGACUGGCCUUCCACACUAAGCCAAAGUGUCUGCUCUUCACAGCACCCAAAGCUUAUCAGCUCAGAGCCCAUAAUUUAUGGAAAUGGAAGGAGAGGAGAUAUGGGCAAGAAGAAUGUGAGCGGGAGACUUUGUGCAGUCCAUGAAAAAUUCCAUCCCACCCUCGUUUCACUUCUGAGCUAUGUUUGAAUGGUUUUCUGAUCGCACUGCUAUACAAGCUGGCAAUCAGUCUUUGUUACCCCCAAGAAGUAAAAGAAAGUCAGAUUUCUCUUUGAACAGCAUCUUACUCAAACCUCACCUCUGUGCAUCUACCUGAUGUCUCCCAGCAGCCACUCUGGGUGACCACUCACUGCACCUGGGAUGCUUUCUUGAAGGUGUGUGGAGACUGUGCAGAAUGAGGGGGGCGGCUGGCUGGAGAGGGGCGAGGAAAGGAGCCAGAGUCAGCUGUGAGUGGCCUGGCCACAUUUCUCAGGAUUCCAUGAGAGGGUUGGGGAACUUGAACUUGUAAAGAAAAUGGCAGAGGAGUAUCCUUACGGAGAGAAUUAAGAAAAAGGAAAACUCAGCUGGACACAAACCAACCAUGAAGGCAAAUGGUUGUGGAACCUUGGCCCGGUUCUAGCUUCCCACCUAACACCUCCUCCACCAACUCUUUGCUUGGGGCCACCAAGAACCUGUGAAAUGGGGAGGAGAGGGAGUUGGGUGACCUCUCUUCUGGCUCUUAUCCAAUUUGAGGAUAUUUUAGUCUUGCGUAAAGAAGUAUUAAAGCCACAGCUCCUCCCUGUAAGAAGCCAUCCAUCUUGGGUGAAGACAGGAAGUCUCUCUCUUUAGUCUAUCCAGCUCUGCUUUGUUUCAUUGAUCUGCCCAAGACAGUUCUCUAGGAAAGGAACAGGACUCCAGAAGGGUUUGGCUAGACAGAGGAUGCCAAUGGACAACAUGGGGACCAGAUCCCUCCAGCUGAACCCUGUUGCCAUCUCCCGCCCUCCUCAUGGGUCAGGUGCUUCUGUGUCAGCUCUCCUACCUCUUCGCAUAGCGCCUCUCUCAAAACCAUUUCUGAUCUGCCUCUCCUUACAGAGUCCAGUCCUUAAAAGCAUGGAUGAGCUGUGAACCUCACUGGAGGGAGGAAACUAUUUCCUGCAUCCAUUCAUUUGGGGAAUCUUGAGCAGCAACUAUCUGCCAAGCACUGCUCUAGAUGAUGGAAAGCAAAGCAAGACCAAGAAGGUCCUUCUACAAAUGUAUAUUCCUCUGGCUGCCUGUUCCACCACCAAAGAGCAGGCACAGGUCUCCCCCACUGGCAGAGGGCACCAUUGGCAUACAAAAGGGGAUGCAGUGAAGGAAGAAAGCAACCCACCCAGCUGCCUUAUCUUAUCCUGGGGACAUUCCCCCAGCAAUGAGAGCUGCUCUCUUUUCUACUGCCACUGGCUCUUCUGGUGGCACUUCCCCUGCUGCUUGAGCUUCUGACCCCUCAAUUCCACCAAAUGAGGACAAGAAAUAGCAAUCAAGGCCCCUGGCCCUUCUGAUCACAGAGCAGAAGCAAUGUGGGGAGGGGUGUGCAAAGAGUCUAGAUGACCUGGACCGAAUAAGCAGGGGAUGUUGGACAGCCCCUGGCUGAUCCAUCUUCAAGAGCAUCCUAGUCAUCACACCUGUCCCUUUUGCCUGCUGCCAGGAAGCACUGAGCUGGCAGCUACUGAGGCCCCUUUUCUCCCAGCCACACUGUGUCACGGUGAGACUCCUGGGACCUGGACAAAGGGAAGAAUUGAGAUGCAGGGGACUCUGUAGGUGAGAAAAUGCAAAGUAGUCUCAUGGACUGUGGGAGAAGAUGUGGGGUGCAGAGGACUUGGGAGGUGAAGUUGAGGGCCUUCCGACGCCCCAUCUCAGGAAUGUUCUUGGAGAGAACGGUGCCAUUCUUUUCAUCACUCCAAUCUCUUUUCCCCAUCUCCAUCCUUUUUUCCUGGUUUCCCCAGAGUGAAGUUUUAGCAUCUGGGGCUCAGUGAAGGAUGCCCAUGAAUGAAGGAUGAAGUUUCACUCUUGGUACUUUCAAACUAGUCCUAGGGCAUGUCCUGAGAGGCCAUCAAGACCUCUGCUUGUAAGACAGGGCCUUAGCCCAGUAAGCAAACUGGAGAUCCCUCGGCUUUCUGUGGCCACCACAUCUUACUGCUCCUCACAGCGAAGCUCUCCCUCCUGAUGGAACCAUGUCCUCUGAGCUGCCAUGCAGCCUGCUGCCCACUGUCCCGGCCCAAGGAAGGUGGGACGCUUCUUCCAGAGCUCAGUCAAGGUCCUCACUCUGACUUCGUUUGUCCUCCACAUUGACAUCAAAGGUGGAGAGCAUAAUGGGGCAGUGUCCCCACUAAACCGAACAGAUGUUCCUGAGCAGACAGGAAAAGAAGUGACAAGCUCUUUAUACCACAGGACUAGGGACCAGAACCCACCUGCCUUUCCCCUGCUCCUCCUACUCAGACCCACUCCCCUUGACACACUGGAAUCUGUACUAUAUCUAUUUUUAAGAAAAUACAAUGAUGGUUGUCUGGUUUUGUUGUUUUUACAGGUGUUGUGGAAUAAUAAGAAAAUUAAGUAUUUAAAAUGUUCCAAUAAAAUGGAAUUUUUUUGUUAUUCUAAUA